Messenger RNA from Castor canadensis (American beaver), 225 nucleotides. RefSeq names its product small integral membrane protein 15-like. Lineage: Eukaryota; Metazoa; Chordata; Mammalia; Rodentia; Castoridae. The record is from RefSeq and is a predicted model, not a curated record.
AUGUUUGACAUAAAGGCUUGGGCUGAGUGUGCUGUGGAAUGGGUUGCAAAGGACCCGUAUGGCUUCCUUACAACAGUUAUUUUGGCCCUCACUCCACUGUUCCUAGCAAGUGCUGUACUGUCCUGGAAAUUGACCAAGACGAUUGAAGCCAGGGAGAAGGAACAAAAGAAGAAACAAAAACGUCAAGAAAAUAUUGCAAAAGCUAAACGACUUAAAAAGGAUUGA